This is a messenger RNA of Sitodiplosis mosellana (orange wheat blossom midge), 336 nucleotides long. Its product is annotated as heat shock protein beta-6-like. The transcript has a single exon. The record is from RefSeq and is a predicted model, not a curated record. Gene Ontology annotation, biological process: protein refolding; response to heat. Gene Ontology annotation, molecular function: protein folding chaperone. The coding region runs from base 1 to 336 and encodes 111 amino acids. Lineage: Eukaryota; Metazoa; Arthropoda; Insecta; Diptera; Cecidomyiidae.
AUGUCGGCCGUAUCGCCAUAUGGAGCUGUAAUUCCACAAGUUGGGCCCAGUGCACCAGACAAUUUUGAAGUACUAAUUGAUGCAAAACAUUUCGACCCAAGGGAAAUCUCAAUUAAAGUCAACGGCAACAUCAUUUUCAUUGACGCUGAGCAUGUGCAACAGCAACCUGGUUGGCCAGUUAAAUACAUUAAACGAUCCAUCCAUCGUCAAUUCAAUCUACCACCAGGUUUUGAUGGAGCAAAUAUCGUGUCAGGCAUAACUCCAGACGGCAUUCUUUCGGUUAGAUGCCGUGCCGCAAAUUCUACAGGUCACUAUCCUGUCCCCACCCGUUACUGA